Chelmon rostratus (copperband butterflyfish) is the source of this 3497-nucleotide messenger RNA. Its product is annotated as zinc finger protein 513-like. The coding region runs from base 313 to 1932 and encodes 539 amino acids. The record is from RefSeq and is a predicted model, not a curated record. Gene Ontology annotation, biological process: regulation of DNA-templated transcription. Lineage: Eukaryota; Metazoa; Chordata; Actinopteri; Chaetodontiformes; Chaetodontidae. Gene Ontology annotation, molecular function: DNA-binding transcription factor activity, RNA polymerase II-specific; RNA polymerase II cis-regulatory region sequence-specific DNA binding. The transcript has 7 exons.
CCCGGACCCGGCGUACUUCUGUCAGCAGCGGUGUGCGACUCUGCGUUUGGCAACAAAAGGCUAUUUUUUAAUCAGGUAGCGACAUUUUGUCGACGACAGUACACUUUGGACCUUUCUCACAGGCAGUUGUCGUUAGGGAUGACACCGCCGCUGUUGCUGUCCGUUGGAGGAAGAGGAAGAGGAAGGAGGUGAUGAUGAUGACAUGCAGUUAGCUGGCUGCCUGGCUGGCUGACGGACGCACGGACUCGAGCCCGCUGUGUGUGAGGUGUCGCCCCACAACCAGAGCAAGAUCGGGGACGACGAGAGGCGAAGAUGCCGCGGAGGAAACAGUCCAACCCCCAGCCGGUGAAACUGGAGUCGGAGGACGGGGAGGUGGCGUGCGAGCCGGGCUGCCUCGUUCUGGAGAGCGACUUCCUGCUGAGUGGAGAGCUGGAGUUUGGAGACUCAGAGAUCAUGGGGCUGGAGAGAGAGGCUGGUAUGACGGUCUUCUCUCUGAGCGUCGAGGACGACCCGUCGGGGCCGCCAGACCCCGCCUUCCCAGCCUUCCUCUCCUGUAAAGGAUGCGGUCAGCUCCUGGGAGACACGCCUCUGGGAGCAGGUUUAGAUCUCGGUGUGGGCCUGGACCUGGGGGCGGAGCUUUACUGUCUCACCUGCGAGGAGGGCCUCCAGCACGACGCCUCCGUCGACUCCUCUCAGGUGGAGGCGUCAAACCCGGCGGACGGAUUCGGCGGCGGCGGCUCGGACAGCAGGAGGAGAAGCGCGGGUAAGGCGGACGGAGCCGACGACCUCCCUCCGAAGCUGUACUCCUGCUCGCUGUGCGCCUUCACCUCGCGCUACUCCAACCACCUGAAACGCCACAUGAGGACCCACGACGGCCACAAGCCGUACCGCUGCCCCGUCUGCCCCUACGCCUCCGCCCAGCUCGUCAACCUGCAGCGCCACGCCCGCACCCACACCGGGGAGAAGCCGUACCGCUGCCACCAGUGCAGCUACGCCUGCAGCUCCCUCGGCAACCUGCGGAGGCACCAGCGCAUGCACUCGCAGGAGAGGCCGCAGCGGAGGGAGAAGGAGAAGAGACGAGCGAGACGGAAAAAGACGAGCGCCGAAGCCGAAGAAGUCGUUUCAGACCUCACCCUGCGAGUGUCCCAGGACUCCGGGUACCUCCAGACGCUGGGGGGCCUCGGCUCUCCCUCCGCCCCGCUCCCCGUCCUCCUCUUCCCCCUGUGCUGCCGGGUGUGCGGCCUCACCCUGGAGGAGGCCGACCUGGAGGGGGACAAGGCCGAUGGGGACGAGGAGGGGGAGGGCGACGGCGGACAGGUGUGUCGUCGUUGCUCGUCGGACCUGCUGUCCAAAGACGGAUCCGGGCCUCCCUGCAGCCCGACCGCGGCCCGUGGAUCCCGGCGGGGUCAACGUGGCGCCAAGCUGUACCGCUGCCCUCACUGCCCCUUCCUGUCCCACUACCCCAACCACCUGGCCCGCCACGCCCACACCCACUCUGAGGAGAAGCCCCACCGCUGCCCGCACUGCCCCUACACCUCCUCGCACCUCGACAACCUCAAACGGCACCUGCGCGUUCACACGGGCGAGAAGCCUUACCAGUGCCCGUCCUGCAGCUACGCCUGCGGAAACCUCGCCAACCUGCGGCGGCACGAGCGCAUCCACUCGGGCGCCAAGCCGUUCCACUGCGGCGUGUGCGGCUACUCCUGCAACCAGAGCAUGAACCUGAAGAGGCACAUGCUGCGGCACACGGGCGAGAAGCCGUACGCCUGCGCCGAGUGCGACUACACCACGGGCCACUGGGACAACUACAAACGCCACCAGCGGAAACACGGACACAACACGGACAGCUGGGACAAACACGCCCCCAUCAACGGCCUCAGCUGGGGCCGAGACGCUCAGGAGACGCCGAGUCACGGACAGGAAGACGCCUAGAUACACUGUGUGUGUGCGUGUGCGUGUGCGUGUGCGUGUGUGUGUGUGUGUGUGUGUGUGUGUGUGUGUGUACACUGGAGCUAAACUCAGGUGCCUUUGACAGACUGAACGACUGUAACGCUGCACUGACUUUAUGGAGGGGCAUUAAUGUGUGUGUGUGCGUGCACGUGCGUGUGUGUGUGUGUGUGUGUGUGUGUGUGUGUGUGUGUGUGUGUGUGUGUGUGUGUGUGUGUGUGUGUGUGUGUGUGUUAAAUGCAGUCCACAGACUCAGAUGUGCUGAUCUCAGUCAGAAUGUGACUUUUCUACCGUGUGCGUGCGUGCGUGCGUUUGUGUGUGUGUGUGUGUCAUGAAGCCGAUCUGAUGAAUUGAAAUGUUUAUUUUUCUCUGCAGAUGAUCUAUAUCAGAUCGAUAUUUUGUAAAUGUGGGUGGAUUUUUUUCACGGCAGCAGGGUGGAGCACCUUCUGAGCAGCGUCCAGCGUGGGUGGGGGGGGGGUUUGUCCUGGACUUGUUUGCUCGUCAGCGGGGUUCCUGUGCAGUGUGAGCCUCAGUCUGAGGAUUUAAAAUGAGAAGGUGCCCGGCUACAUUCAGGAAAGACGAUGACAGAAAAAUGAGAAAACACUGUGAAAUCAACCACAACUUAAAAAAAACUUUAAGAAUUUGACUUCAACACGUCCAGAAUAUGAAAUUUUUAAGAAAGUCGGCCGCUGUGCUGCGUGGAGCCACAAAUGUCUCCUCACUGACCCAGAAGUGCAGGUGGAAGUGAAGCAGGACCUUCUUCAAGCUGCAGAGAGGAGCUUUAUGCACGGGAGUCCCGCUGUCUCAUUCUGUCCUCUGUCGUCAUGGCAACACAACUUUUUAGAUCCAGAUCCUGAAGUUUAAAACCGCUUCAGGCCAGGUUUUUGUGAAAGUCCACCUUUACCUCUCAGACACCAUCAGUUCAGGGAAGAACUCUGGUGAUCAGAUCUACCGGCUCACUGAUCCCAAAACAGUCGAAUCGAGUCCCGGCUCAGAAAGCAGCUCCAGCUGUGAAUUUAUCAGCUGAGCGACGGUUGAUGUUCAGCCAGCGGUGAUGCACCAUUCUGUUUCACAUCUACAUUUCCUGAAAUGUUUGUUUUCUUCCCCAAAAGGAGACGAGAAGGCGUUGAGUUAUCCUAGCUUAGCAUAAAGACUGGAGGCAGGGGGAAAGAGCUAGCCUGUCCAAAGUGUCAGAGAAACACUUUUCCUUUGUUUGUUCGACCUGGACGCGAGCCCAAACUCAAAUGUGUGAAUUGUGUUGUGCUGACGGUGAGGUCGCCAGGUCUGUUGUUCACUGUGCCUUCUUCACACCUCGAAUAAAACAAGUCUGACUGAAGCCGAGUUGAAGCCGCUUCCUCUUUCGCGCUCUCUGUUUAGGAAACACCUGCCUCGCACGCCCAGAGGGCGGAGGGGCGAGCGCGGCGAGGCGAGGGCCUCGAGCUGCUCGCCGCCGGGACGGCUCAGAAAUGUCCCCCGAAAAUCACCCCGACCCACAAAAACCACCCGAGGUGAAGCUGAGACGCUCAGCGACACAAAAUCUGACCAGAACA